This is a messenger RNA of Drosophila eugracilis, 2441 nucleotides long. It is a transcript of the gene not, whose product is annotated as ubiquitin carboxyl-terminal hydrolase nonstop. Lineage: Eukaryota; Metazoa; Arthropoda; Insecta; Diptera; Drosophilidae. Gene Ontology annotation, molecular function: cysteine-type deubiquitinase activity; zinc ion binding. The coding region runs from base 634 to 2124 and encodes 496 amino acids. The transcript has 5 exons. The record is from RefSeq and is a predicted model, not a curated record. Gene Ontology annotation, biological process: protein deubiquitination.
CUGUCUUUCACCAACACACACUCUUACAUCGGCUGGCUGCGUGUGUUUGCAUGUGUGUGCAGUGCGAAACAGAAACAAGAAACAAGAAAAGCAAGCGAAAAAUCACAGAAAACUUAAAAAUUUGCUAACUGCAGAAUAAGCCCGCCGGGCGGAACCGCAAAAGUGGCCAAAAUUCGGCGAAAACAGCGCAAGUGUGACAAAGCAUUCGUGCCACUGCAUUCGUCGGCGAAACGGGCGAAAACAAAAGAGAAUAGUGUUGAUAGUAAUACGAGCGUAUUCAGCAGCAGCAGCAGCAGUAGCAGUGGCAGAGGAACGGAACGGUGGGCGGUGGGUGCGGACACGGGCCGGGGAACGGCCGACAACGAAACAGCGGCAGCAGUAGCAGCAGCGACAACAACAACUAAAACAAAAACAACAGCAAAUGCCGGUCGAUUUAUCACCGCUGAUCAAAUCAAAAUAGUUAAGAGCAACGAAGAAAAGGGCCAAAAGAGAAACAACCCUCUAGAUGACACAAAACAUUUGCGUUUAUCAGACUGUUUGCGUACCGUGCAAAAGCUUGCUAUUGAACUUGAGAGCGCCGACGCCGGCAGAGACGCAAACGCCGACGUUAACGUCAACGCUAACAGCGCUGUCAUGUCGGAGACGGGCUGUCGGCAUUAUCAGAGCUACGUGAAGGAGCACAGCUACGAUACAUUCCGGGUCAUCGACGCCUACUUCGCUGCCUGCGUCAACAGAGAUGCGCGCGAGAGGAAGGCGAUCCACUGCAACUGCUUUGAGUGCGGCAGCUACGGGAUCCAGUUGUACGCGUGCCUGCACUGCAUCUACUUUGGAUGUCGUGGAGCCCACAUCACGAGCCACCUGCGUUCCAAGAAGCACAAUGUUGCUCUGGAGCUGUCCCAUGGAACGCUCUAUUGCUAUGCAUGUCGAGAUUUCAUCUACGAUGCGCGGAGCAGGGAAUACGCGUUGAUCAACCGCAAGCUGGAGGCCAAGGAUUUGCAGAAGAGUAUCGGUUGGCUGCCAUGGAUUCCGACGGCGAAGGAAACUAAUCUGUUGCUGGCGAAUGCCAGGCGAAGGUUGGUGAGGCCCAAUCAAACGAUCGGACUAAGGGGACUGCUUAAUUUGGGUGCCACCUGCUUUAUGAACUGUAUAGUUCAAGCUCUGGUUCAUACGCCCUUGUUAAGCGACUACUUCAUGUCAGAUCGCCACGAUUGCGGAAGCAAGUCCUCGCACAAAUGUCUCGUUUGCGAAGUAUCACGCCUCUUCCAGGAGUUCUAUUCGGGCUCCCGUUCGCCACUGUCAUUGCACCGGCUACUGCAUUUAAUUUGGAACCAUGCGAAGCACUUGGCUGGAUACGAACAGCAGGAUGCGCACGAGUUCUUCAUUGCCACUCUGGAUGUGCUGCACCGGCACUGUGUGAAGGCAAAAUCGGAGCACGAGAGUAAGAGCAACAGCUCUGGCUCCGGAAGUGGUACCAAUUCCAGCAGCUCAAGCAGCUCGCACUGCUAUGGGCAGUGUAAUUGCAUUAUCGAUCAGAUCUUCACGGGUAUGCUGCAGAGCGAUGUGGUGUGUCAGGCCUGCAAUGGCGUUUCCACCACGUACGAUCCUUUUUGGGACAUUUCUUUGGAUUUGGGAGAAACUACAACGCAUGGCGGAGUUACCCCCAAAACCCUAAUAGACUGCCUGGAGAGAUAUACUCGCGCCGAGCACCUAGGAUCAGCUGCUAAAAUCAAAUGCUCAACCUGUGAAUCCUACCAGGAGUCUACCAAACAGUUCAGUUUGCGCACUCUGCCCAGCGUCGUAUCCUUUCAUCUGAAACGCUUUGAACACUCUGCUUUGAUCGAUCGCAAGAUCUCAUCGUUUAUUCAAUUCCCCGUUGAGUUCGAUAUGACGCCCUUUAUGUCGGAGAAAAAGAAUGCCUAUGGGGAUUUCCGGUUCUCGUUGUACGCUGUGGUCAAUCAUGUGGGCACAAUCGACACAGGGCACUAUACGGCGUAUGUGAGGCAUCAGAAGGAUACUUGGGUCAAAUGCGAUGACCAUGUGAUAACGAUGGCAUCGCUCAAGCAGGUGCUGGACAGCGAGGGUUAUUUAUUGUUCUACCAUAAAAACGUGCUGGAAUACGAGUAAAAAAGUUCGUUGGAUCGAAGCCACUGCAUUCUCCAGAAAUACACACAAAAGCAGAAAUCGUUACGAAUAAACAAAAAACAAGAACACAGACAAGGCCGCGGCAGCGUUUACGAAUUAAGUAAUAUUAAAAAAAACAAAUCCUAUAAUGGGUGUUCCCUGGAUUGAGGUUAUCUAAGCUCACAUACUCAAAACAUUGGAACAAUAGAGAACGAAAUAGAAAUUAAUGAAAAUUGUAAUCUGAACACUCGACUUGUGGGGAUACCCAUUUUUCUCUAAGUAUUUCAAAUCCAUAAUACUAAAAAACUAAUUUAAACAAA